AUGUCUUCUCCGGUAUCUAUCAUGACCCUAGCUUCUGAUCUCCUCGUCCUCGGAGCAGGCGUUUCCAUUGCUGGCUUUGUCCUCAAAGGGCUUUUGGCUCAGUACAAGAGAUACAUUCCCGCACCUAUUCAAGCAACCUUUAUGGCACCCAAAGCUGUGUUGAAGGAGAUGAUGACAUGGUCUGAAGCUUCCGACAUCAGAGGUGAGGUCGCACUCGCGGCGGUGAUCCAAGUUCCUCACUAUGGAUAG
Letharia columbiana is the source of this 249-nucleotide messenger RNA. RefSeq lists its product as uncharacterized. The coding region runs from base 1 to 249 and encodes 82 amino acids. NCBI's taxonomy places the organism in Eukaryota, Fungi, Ascomycota, Lecanoromycetes, Lecanorales, Parmeliaceae. The transcript has a single exon. The record is from RefSeq and is a predicted model, not a curated record.